Molecule: messenger RNA, 300 nt
Organism: Wickerhamiella sorbophila
Lineage: Eukaryota; Fungi; Ascomycota; Dipodascomycetes; Dipodascales; Trichomonascaceae
Exons: 1
Coding region: 1-300 (99 amino acids)
Source: RefSeq, a predicted model, not a curated record
AUGGACGGGUCAGUCUUACGCACUUCACUGCCCACUAGCCAGUACCGCUAUAGGCCAGCACCAACUCUGGACAAUGUGGGCAACAUCUUUGAUAUGGGGUGGAAGGAGAACUGCAACCAGGUGCUGGGAUCUACAUGGCGCGAGUGGCUUUUGCCCAUCCAGCCUUUGCUGCCUGAUGGAUUCGACGGCAGCAGGUUCCCCGUCAAAGAACACUUGCUUGAUCUAGCUGAAAGCAGAGCCCAAGCGGAAAUCGCCAUGCAUGCUAGAAAGCCCCUUGUCCGGCCAGAGACUUUGUCAUGA